CGAUCUUUGGCAUUGAACUGUGUAUUGUUUGAACUGUGUACACACGCAAACCGGUCCAGUGAGAGCCAAGGGGGCGGGAUGGAGAGAAACCCCGGACCGGUUUAUCAGGCUCUGGCCCGGGCGGAGAACAUAAAAACAGCCCGAUGAAUCUUGACCGGCAGUAGGUCACAGUCAUGUUUCAUCUCAUCAUCGCCGCUGCUCUCCUCGCAGCUCUUUAUGUUGUCUUGGUGGAGACUUUGUUUAAGAAGUCCAAAUGUAAAGGAACCGCUGAUAUGACGGGGAAAACGGCCAUCAUUACAGGCGGGAAUACCGGUAUCGGUAAAGCCACAGCUCUGGAUCUGGCUGGUCGUGGAGUAAGAGUAAUUCUAGCCUGCAGAAACCAGAAGAAAGCUGAGGCAGCUAUAAAUGACAUCAAGAAGGCCACAGGAAGCAAUGAUAUCCAGUUCAUGAAGCUUGAUCUUGGAAGUCUCAAAUCUGUGCGAGCUUUUGCUGCGAACUUCCUCAAAUCUGAGUCGAGACUGGAUCUGCUCAUCAAUAAUGCAGGUCUUGUUGCGGAUGGUCAAACUGAGGAUGGUUUUGGCAUAGAGUUUGGCGUCAACCAUCUUGGACAUUUCCUGCUCACAUGUCUUCUGCUGGACCGUCUGAAGGAGAGUCCUGCUGCUCGGGUCAUCACUCUAUCCUCCAUGGCCCAUCGCUGGGGCAAGAUUGAUUUUGAUUCUCUUAUCGCCACCAAAGACCUGGGGUCAGGGAGAUACAGCUGGCAGUUCUUCCAGGCCUACUGCAAUAGCAAACUCUGCAACGUCCUGUUCACUCACGAACUGGCCAAGAGAUUGAAGGGCACUAACGUCACCUGCUACAGUGUUCAUCCAGGUGUUGUAAAGACCGAGCUUUCCCGCCAUGUGAGUCUCUGGCAGAAAGUGUUCAUCGAGCCAGUGGCUAGACUGCUGUUCCUGGACCCAAAAACUGGAGCCCAAACGACUCUUCAUUGUGCCGUUCAGGAAGGAAUUGAGCAUUUCAGUGGACGUUAUUUCUCAUGCUGCGCUGUGGAGGAAGUCGGUGCCAAAGCCAAAGAUGACGCGGUGGCCAAAAAGCUUUGGGAAGUCAGUGAACAACUGAGCGGCCUUUCAUAAAGCCAGAGGAACUGUUUUAUUUCUGGUGGAUGGAGACCGUCUGUGAACUUAUUUACCCCUAGAGAAAAAAACGAAUAUGAAGUGACGAAACUGAUUGUGGAAUUUUUGUGUUUACGGACGCACAAUUAUUUACUAGGUUUACAGUGUUUUUUUUAUUUGUAUGUUUAUAUUAACUGCUGUAUGCUGGGUGAGUGUUUUGUUUUUUUUGUUUUUUAACUGUAUUAAAGUAUGUAAUGGAA
Molecule: messenger RNA, 1369 nt
Organism: Megalobrama amblycephala (Wuchang bream)
Lineage: Eukaryota; Metazoa; Chordata; Actinopteri; Cypriniformes; Xenocyprididae
Gene: dhrs13a.2
Product: dehydrogenase/reductase (SDR family) member 13a, tandem duplicate 2
Exons: 5
Coding region: 174-1130 (318 amino acids)
Source: RefSeq, a predicted model, not a curated record